Pteropus alecto (black flying fox) is the source of this 3710-nucleotide messenger RNA. It is a transcript of the gene RSPRY1, whose product is annotated as ring finger and SPRY domain containing 1. Gene Ontology annotation, molecular function: ubiquitin-protein transferase activity; protein binding. Lineage: Eukaryota; Metazoa; Chordata; Mammalia; Chiroptera; Pteropodidae. Gene Ontology annotation, cellular component: cytoplasm. The record is from RefSeq and is a predicted model, not a curated record. The transcript is spliced from 16 exons. The coding region runs from base 461 to 2266 and encodes 601 amino acids.
GACGCGGAGUGGGGGGAAGUCUGAGAGCCGGGGACGUCCGUCAGGGCGGGGGACAGCCGCCCGAGUCUGCGGCUGGGAGACGGGACUGGGGUCGGGGGAAGCUCCGGGAAGGGGCCCAGGAGGGGUGGCGUUGGGCAGAGCCCGGGAAAGAGCCCGGAGGCUCUCCACCGGGUUGCCUGCUGAAGGCGCCUGAAGAGGUUCCUGGAAGAGGAUGUUUCUCCUUUAGGGUGUUCUUGACCCGAGGAGGUUCUUGGGGGUCGCCUUUCUGAGGAGGCCGCGGCUAAAGGGGCCCAGGUGAGAGGCAGAAGUGCUGCUGGAUGACCAGGAUUCCCUGUAAUUGAUAAUGUUGGAGAUCAACUCAGCAACUUUUUUCAGCAUUCAGUUGUUAAAAACAAAUAGGAUGCAAGUUCCUCAACUCCAGAUUAUGAAAACCAAACUUGGAAAACUGAAAACUAUCUAAAUGAUUGUCUUUGGUUGGGCCGUGUUCUUAGCAAGCAGAAGCCUUGGCCAGGGUCUGCUAUUGACUCUCGAGGAGCACAUAGCCCACUUCCUGGGCACUCGAGGUGCCACUGCUGCCAUGGGUAACUCCUGUAUCUGCCGAGAUGACAGUGGAGCAGAAGAUAGUGUUGACAUCCAGCAGCAACAGGCUGAGAACAGUGCAGUACCCACUGCUGACAUGAGGAGCCAACCCCGGGACCCUGUUCGGCCACCAAGGAGGGGCCGAGGACCACAUGAGCCAAGGAGAAAGAAACAAAAUGUAGAUGGGCUAGUGCUGGACACACUGGCAGUCAUACGGACUCUUGUAGAUAAUGAUCAGGAACCUCCAUAUUCGAUGAUUACAUUGCACGAAAUGGCAGAAACAGAUGAAGGAUGGUUGGAUGUUGUCCAGUCUUUAAUUAGAGUUAUUCCAUUGGAAGAUCCUUUGGGACCAGCUGUUAUAACAUUGUUAUUAGAUGAAUGUCCAUUGCCCACUAAAGAUGCACUCCAGAAAUUGACAGAAAUUCUCAAUUUAAAUGGAGAAGUAGCUUGCCAGGACUCAGGUCAUCCUGCCAAACACAGGAACACAUCUGCCGUCCUGGGCUGCUUGGCUGAGAAGCUAGCAGGUCCUGCAAGUAUAGGUUUACUUAGCCCAGGAAUACUGGAAUAUUUGCUACAGUGUCUGAGUCUGCCAAAUGGUAGUAAGGACCUCCCCAGUGGAAACAAAAUUACAUGGCAUUCCAAGCCAGGAAACCAUCAGAAGUUACAGUCCCACCCCACAGUCAUGCUUUUUGCACUUAUCGCACUGGAAAAGUUUGCACAGACAAGUGAAAAUAAAUUGACUAUCUCUGAAUCCAGUAUUAGUGACCGGCUUGUCAUGUUGGAGUCCUGGGCUGACGAUCCUGAUUAUCUGAAACGUCAAGUUGGUUUCUGUGCCCAGUGGAGCUUAGACAAUCUCUUUUUAAAAGAAGGUAGGCAGCUGACCUAUGAGAAAGUGGACUUGAACAGCAUUAGGGCCAUGCUGAAUAGCAACGAUGUCAGCGAGUACCUGAAGAUCUCACCGCAUGGCUUGGAGGCUCGCUGUGAUGCCUCCUCUUUUGAAAGCGUGCGUUGCACCUUCUGUGUGGAUGCUGGGGUGUGGUACUACGAAGUCACAGUGGUCACUUCUGGCGUCAUGCAGAUUGGCUGGGCCACACGAGACAGCAAGUUUCUCAAUCACGAAGGCUAUGGCAUUGGGGACGAUGAAUACUCCUGUGCAUACGAUGGCUGCCGGCAGCUAAUUUGGUACAAUGCUAGAAGUAAGCCUCACCUACACCCAUGCUGGAAAGAAGGAGAUACGGUAGGAUUUCUGUUAGACUUGAAUGAAAAGCAAAUGAUCUUCUUUCUAAAUGGCAGCCAGCUGCCUCCUGAGAAGCAAGUCUUUUCAUCUACUGUAUCUGGAUUUUUUGCUGCAGCUAGUUUCAUGUCAUAUCAACAAUGUGAGUUCAAUUUUGGAGCAAAACCAUUCAAAUAUCCACCAUCUAUGAAAUUUAGCACUUUUAAUGAUUACGCCUUCCUAACAGCUGAAGAGAAAAUCAUCUUGCCAAGGCACAGGCGUCUUGCUCUGUUGAAGCAAGUCAGCAUCCGGGAAAACUGCUGCUCCCUGUGUUGCGAUGAGGUAGCAGACACACAAUUGAAGCCAUGUGGACACAGUGACCUGUGCAUGGAUUGUGCCUUGCAACUGGAGACCUGCCCAUUGUGUCGUAAAGAAAUAGUGUCUAGAGUCAGACAGAUUUCUCAUAUAUCAUGACACACAUGAAGAGGCAUCAUGGACUUAUUUCUACUCAGUUCCAGCCAAUGUUGAAAAGAAAAACAGAAAAAAAAAAAAAACCAUCUCUAAUCAGUUGUAUGCACAUUGAAACUUAUAGCCAUGGCCAGAUUUUAUGCUAAAAAAUGGUAGUUUGUCAAGGACAAAAUUCUCUUAGAAUCUAACCCAACUUGCCAGCCCUGAGAAAUUCCUUUUAAGGCCAAGGAAAGCUGAAUGCUAACAAGCUAGGCCUGCGGUAUCCUCCAUGAAAAACAGUAGGGGACAGUCAGCGCCCUCCUGAGAGCUGAAACCACACCGGAAUUUUCCAUGUUGGGUUCAUCUGAUUGUUUAGCAUAGGAGGUUUUGUCUCAUUUUCUAAAGUUUUAUUUUGGACAGACGUCAUUAUGGAGAAGUUUAAAUGACAGCAUUUCUGGGUUAAAUAUAAAUUCCCAUUGGUCAGAGAUACUGGUGUGUUAAGCGCAGAUAUUGCACUGCAAGACUUGAAUCUAUAAAACUGGGAUCACACAGGUCAAUACUACAAGCAACAUGGAGGGCCUGAAAGAAGGUGCACAGACUGUAGAAAAAAACCCAAAUUUUUGAUAUUUCACUGAUUCCAAAGAACAUUCUAGUUUUUUUUAACUGCAGAAAAUUGCUGGUAUUUUCACAUUCAUGGUAUUUCUAUCCAAUUUCAGUACCCACAUUUUGUGAGGAAAAAAUGUUUUAACAAUGCAGGAGGAGUUCUUAAAUUAAUUGCUAUGUUUGGAGAAAAUUUGGUAUUUAGGGUAUUUUUAAGGUACCAUCAAAUCAGGUUUUUUGUUUUUUGUUUAAAAAAAUUUUUUUUAAUCAGUAUUGUUCUUGGAAGUAAUAUACUUUGAAACUCUUGAACUCUAAUAGUGUCAUAAACUCUUAGAGGACAGUCUGAGAGCACGUAUUCGUAUUGUUUUAAAUAAAUACAUGUUUUGAAUAGUAAAUUCAAUCAUGGAUUAUUGACUAUGUCUUCAUCAAAAGUGUUAAUCCCUCUCAGGGUCUCUGGUGAAGACCUUCAAGAGUUUUGUUUUUUUCUCCCAGAAAAUUGGAAGGUAGAAUUGUAAAUUCAUAGAACUUAUUUUAUAAUGGUGUACCUCAGCAGCUGCCUUUCAAUUUAUGCCAAGUCCUUACUGAGUUUAUACUUGAAUAGUAAAUAUGUCUUCUGAGUUUUACAGUGUCUUAAACUCAAUGCACAUUUUUUCUUCCUUUCCCACCCUUCCUUGUUUGUAGUUCAUUAAACUGUCCUAUCACAGAGCUGAUUUCCUUCCUGGCCGUACUUGUUGGGGUGCUGGACUUUUUCCAUGUCUUUAGUCUUCCAUAAAAUUCAAAAAUAUAUAUAAAUAUAUAUAUAUAUGUUCUCUAGCUUGUGGUGAAUACAGUAAUUUGCAUUGAAGAAAUAAAUUGCCUUUUUUGACUAAGA